This is a messenger RNA of Hemicordylus capensis (graceful crag lizard), 7179 nucleotides long. It is a transcript of the gene ME2, whose product is annotated as malic enzyme 2. Bases 147 to 1898 code for a protein of 583 amino acids. The transcript has 16 exons. The record is from RefSeq and is a predicted model, not a curated record. NCBI's taxonomy places the organism in Eukaryota, Metazoa, Chordata, Lepidosauria, Squamata, Cordylidae. Gene Ontology annotation, molecular function: malate dehydrogenase (decarboxylating) (NAD+) activity; malate dehydrogenase (decarboxylating) (NADP+) activity; NAD binding. Gene Ontology annotation, biological process: malate metabolic process; pyruvate metabolic process. Gene Ontology annotation, cellular component: mitochondrion.
UGGGCUGCAUUGACUGCGGGGCUUUGAAGGGGAAGGAGGGCUGUGGUGCUCCUCGGGCUGGAGCGGCUCGGGUCCUGAAAUAGCAUCACAUAGUUACCCGCAGGGUCACAACAGAACAGGCAGAGGCUGGAGACAAACUUUAAGAAAUGUUCUCCCGAUUAAGAAUAGCUACUGCAUCCUGCAUGCUGGCAUGCCGUGGUAUGCAUACAAAAGAAAAAGGCAAGCUAUUGAUGCUGAACCCCAGAACAAAUAAGGGCAUGGCCUUUACGUUAAGAGAGCGGCAGAUGCUUGGGCUCCAAGGACUUCUACCUCCAAAGAUAGAAACACAAGACAUCCAAGCCUUACGUUUCCAUAAGAACCUGGCAAAAAUGACUGACCCUUUGGAAAAAUACAUCUACAUAAUGGGUAUCCAGGAAAGAAAUGAGAAGUUAUUCUACAGGAUAUUGCAAGAUGAUAUUGAACGGUUAAUGCCGAUUGUUUAUACUCCAACCGUAGGCCUAGCAUGCUCCCAGUAUGGGCAUAUCUUUAGGAGGCCAAAAGGAUUGUUCAUUGCCAUAACAGACAGGGGCCAUAUUAGAUCGAUUGUGAACAACUGGCCGGAAAACGACGUCAAGGCUGUCGUCGUCACUGAUGGAGAGAGGAUAUUGGGUCUCGGUGAUCUGGGUGUGUAUGGAAUGGGAAUUCCUGUUGGCAAGCUCUGUUUGUACACGGCGUGUGCUGGAAUACGACCUGAUAAGUGCCUCCCUGUGUGCAUUGAUGUUGGCACUGACAACCAGAUGCUUCUGCAAGACCCAUUUUAUAUGGGACUCUACCAGAAACGAGACCGUUCACAGCUUUAUGACGACCUCAUCGAUGAGUUCAUGGAAGCCGUUGUAGACAGGUAUGGCCAGAACACACUCAUUCAGUUUGAAGACUUCGGGAACCACAAUGCUUUCCGCUUUUUGAGGAAAUACAGAGAAAAAUAUUGCACCUUCAAUGACGAUAUCCAGGGGACAGCAUCGGUUGCUCUAGCUGGGUUGCUGGCAGCGGAGAAGGUGACCGGUAAGCCAAUCACAGAACACCGGAUAUUGUUCCUGGGUGCGGGAGAGGCCGCCCUUGGAAUUGCAAAUCUCAUCGUCAUGGCGAUGGUGGAAAGUGGCCUUUCCGAAGAAGCGGCUUAUAAGAAAAUAUGGAUGUUUGACAAAUUUGGCUUGUUGGUUGAGGAUCGGGAUCAAAAGGUAGAUGCCAACCAAGAACCUUUUACACACCCAGCCCCAAAACAAGUGCCAGAUACUUUCCUGGAUGCAGUGAAGGUGCUUCAACCCUCGGCUAUCAUUGGUGUGGCAGGUGCUGGCAGACUCUUUACUCAUGAUGUGAUCAAAACCAUGGGCUCCAUCAAUGAGAGGCCAGUAAUAUUUGCACUGAGUAACCCCACCAUGAAAGCUGAAUGUACUGCUGAGGAGGCGUACACAUUAACAGAGGGGAGUUGUCUGUUUGCAAGCGGCAGUCCGUUUGAGCCAGUGACGCUGAGUGACGGGCGAUCCUUCAAACCAGGCCAGGGAAACAAUGCUUACAUAUUUCCAGGGGUUGCGCUUGCUGUUGUCCUUAGUGGUGUUCGGCAUAUUAGUGAUAAAGUCUUCUUGGAGGCUGCAAAGACUUUGACAGAGCAGCUGACUGAGGAAGAUCUUGCCCAGGGAAGGCUGUAUCCUGCACUCUCCAACAUAAGAGAGGUUUCCAUUAACAUUGCUGUUAAAGUUAUGGAAUUUUUGUACGCCAACCACAUGGCUUUCCUUUACCCUGAGCCUUCGGACAAGAACAAGUACAUACGAUCAAGGAUCUGGACGAACAAUUAUGAUUCCUUCUUGCCAGAUUUGUAUGACUGGCCAGAAACAAUGGUAUACCCACCAAAACCGCACUGACUUUCCUGAAGGACACAUUCCUCAGAUGAUAUUUGAAUUCUGCAGGGAGCCCCUUUCCAGGUGGAUCUUCAGUUCAGGACAUUUUGAGACUCUCCUCCCCCCCCCCCAUUUUUUAACCUUCUCCCUUAACCAUUGCUUGGAUUUGUCAUGAUGUAGGUUUUCUCUAAUGGCCUGCAUUUUCAAGAGUGAAGUGGUAAUCCAGAAUUAAUGCAAAAAGUUACCCUGAUAUUUUAAGUUCCCUUUUUACAAAUCCCAUUGUAAAAGUAAUUCAGCUACAUAAAAGAAAUCUUUAAUUUCCCUCUAGUCAUCCUGAUAUGAGUUCAGUUUGUACAUGGAGCUGAUUCACAUCAUAAAGCAUUUUCUGGACUGUACCACUUUUGGGCUGCAUAUCUGCUCUCUUAUGGGGGGGGGACCUACAUUACAUGUAGAAAAUUAGGGAGAAGGGUUCACUCUAGCCUCUGACAUGCUAUUUUUCUACUUGCGAGGUGCUUAUUUUUCAGGGGGAAGUGCUCAAAUACAAAACUCUCCACCUCCAGCCUGAAGUCCAGAAAAUGUUUUAAUGCUAGUUUCUGUUGAAUGUAUAAACUGGAUCUAAGCUGACCACCAAAUUGCUCUCUUUUAAAUAUGGGCCCCUGUCUGUAGUCUGAUGGCCCUUCCUGUUAUCACAACGUUCAGCACAUCUGACAACUUUGCCGAAAGUACAUCCUUCCUGUUUCUCCUGCCGGACAACAUGCAAAGCUGCAUGUCCAAGUAUCUGAGUUUCAGGUGAACUGCUUUGAUCUUGUUGGCACGUUUGAUGGAACCUCUCUAUAAGGAAAAACCUAAUAUUGCCAGCAAGUAUGACUUAGAUCUCCAGAAUCCAUCUGCUACGGUUGGCUCUACAGUGUCUCAAGGGAUAAGUGUUGCCCUGCGUGAUGGUGGCACUGCCUUACCUCAAAUCCAGGAGCUCCACCGCAUGAACAGUGCUGUCCCAUCCGCAUCCGCAUUGGGGGACAUCUUCUCAUACAUGCACUUCAGUAUCCCCAAUAUUGCCACGAGUGGGACAGCCCCUGCUCGUGUAGAGUUCUGAACUGGAGUCCUCUAAGCUUUGGGUUGGGGCAUAUACUUAAAUUAGUUUGAGUUCUUUGUUUUACAAGGUUUAUUUGAAAGAAUUACUCUCCAGGCCUUUCAGAAAACACAAAUAUUAGUAGGAGUCUGUUUAAUAUGUUUAUGUUGACCUCUUGAAGAAGUAAAUCAUAAAUGUGUUUUUUUAAAGAGAGAAAGAUAAGAUUUCCCACUCUGUCCAAAUAAGUUCUGAAUGUAAGAUUGGCUUGAAAGGAUUAUGUAUGUAUUGCUUUCAGUUGAAUUUGGAGGUACAGUAUAGCACAGUCUGAUUUGCUAGUAGCUGAAAAGGAGGGCUCAGUCCAUUAUUGAUUUUUAUUUAUCCCUGAAUUCGUAACUCACUGCCUUUAUAUAAAUUCCAAAGGGAAACUCAAAAACCGUCAACAGUCUUGUUCAAUAAGAUAUUCAGCAUGUAACAGUUCCUUUAAAACAUAGCUUGUAUCCUUCCACCAACUCCAAGUAACGCCAGUUUGAGCAAAAAUGUUUUUCACAUGACCUUUUGAGGAAGGGCGUUGCAGUUUUCAUACCCUUUGCUGCCACAACUCCAUUGUAAUUGAAAGAACUCUCUGGUGCAGGGUUUCUUAACCUUGGGCCCCCAGAUGUUGUUGGACUACAACUCCCUUCAUCCUCAGCCACAAAGGCGAUGUCUGGGGAUGAUGGGAGUUGUAAGCCAACAGCAUCUGGGGGCCCAAGGUUAAGAAACCCUGAUCUGGUGCAUUGUACGUCUAAACCAGGAGUCAAACUGCGGUCCUCCAAGCUGUUGUUGGGCUACAACUCCCAUCAUCCUCAGCCACAAAGGCCAAUUGCCAGAGAUGGUGGGAGUUGUAGGCCAACAUCUGCAGGAAGGCUGUAGCCUGAGACCCAUGAACUGAACAAAGGAAUAAUGCAGUGUGAGCUGCUCCAGUGCCAAGACAAAUCUUGAUAUGACAAUACUCAGUGCAGAGGUCACACUUGAUAUGCAAUAGGUUGGUGAGCAUCUUGUAUACAAGAUGCUCACCUGUGUCGUAGUGCAGAAUAGACUACCCAGGUCAGUUAUAUGUUGCAAUUCAGUGGCUGUGAUGUUGAUUUUUUGCCUGUGGCAAGAUGCACCCAGCGGUUUGCAGCACUGCAGAAUAAUAUUUUGUUAGUGGCCCAACCAGAGCCCAAUUUUUUUAAAGAUUUGGAGGGGCCAUCCACCCAAUUGAGAUACUUUUGCAGAAUGAGAGUGGGGAUCAUUCCCCUGUUUACUUCCACUUAACAAAAAUCAGGCAACAGUUACUUAUUUUCUAAUCAAACUUGGGAGACUGAUAGGUGCGGCAAAGAGGUUUUUCUUGGCUUUUCUCCUCUCAUUUGUGUAGAAGUAGCAGAAGAGUUUAUAAUGGCACACCAGACACACCAGAGAAAUAAAACCAUACAAACACACAGGGACCAAUUGUUUGACCAGAAUGAAUUCUCAUCCUCAAAAAUCUGAAAGCUGCUGAGAAGGAUCAUCUAGUAUUCAGCUUCAGAUUGGCGGCGCACUGCUUUAUUGUCCUCCUGCCCUACACUUUUUUAAUGUUAAUGUUCUUAUUCAAGACAGUUGCAGUCAAGAGAUGACUGUUUGUGCUGGCCAAAGCGUUGAAAAGAAAAGGCAUGACUGAAUAGGGACUUCUGUGUGAGUUCCAGUAUAUCGAUCAGAGCUGUGCAAGAGAGCUUCCAUUCUUUGGAGGAAGUCUCAUUGAUUUUUCAGUAGGUUUUGUGGAGGAGGAAUUCUUGGUGGGUUGUGUCCAGUGGCAUUUCAUCUACUACACUCUUCUAUGUAGAAUAGACUUCUUUGCCCUGUGUAUACCUGCAAAGUCAUAGGGCUAGAUCACACAUGCAGUAUACAAACCUUCCCACAAUGUCUUGCGCAUAUGGAGGAUUUUAAGGGUUAUUUCCAAGAUCAGAGUUUUCAGAUCCAGGAGCACUUCCGUAGUCCGAAGAAGUCUAACUUACACUUAAGAGGCAUGACUAGCUUUACACAAUUGGACACACAACUUACAAGAUGCUGGAAGUAGCUUAUGUGUCUGACUUGUCGCCAAGUAUACAUCUAAAGGUUUGACAAGAUGUAGGCCAGGUUUGCUCACCCAUUGGUGAGGAAUGUGAACUCAUCCUGUACACACUCCCUGCCCCUUUCCUCCUUGUCUCAUGUAUUGCUGGGUAUCCUCAUGUCAAACUGGGUUGUGGGCAGCCAGGAGCUGUGGCUUAACUCUGGCUUACAACCCAGGAUGUGAAACCAGCUUCAAACUGAGGUUUCCUAUCCUGGUUUGAAAGCCAAAAUUCAGCUGCAGCUCCUGGCUUGCACAAGAUGUGAACCCAUAGUUUAAUGAACCCAGAUUGAACAGUCACCACACUAGAACAGCUGAGGAGGUAUGGGGAGGCACAUCUGGACUUGGGCUUGUGUUUCCUCAUGUGAACCAGCCCACGCCCGGACAGGGGAUUGCUCCUGUGACUAAUCCCCCACUCCCCCGUUGUUGCACUUCUUUAAAACUGAGUCUGUAUGACCAGCAGAUCAUUGUGAUGUAUCGGUUGCUGGAUUUAUAAUGCAUUCAGACUGCAGGUGGUUAUCCCAGGUUAAAUGCAAAAAAACUGCACAUGUAAAAUAGCAUGGCGGGAGAAAACUGGCCUUGAACCAAUUUUCCUCUUCUGCUAGUUUCGUAUGCUCAGUGAGGGUUUGGGGUGGGUGGGUGGAGGGUAGUCCAAGAAUCAGUCCCUCACCUGCAGUCUGAAGUUGUACAGUCCAGAAACAUAUAAUCACAUCUGUUUAGCUCUGCUCUUAACCAUUAGGUCAUCUUUCUCCAGGGAUGUGUAUUUAGCCGGUCUUCUAUUUAUGACCAUUGUAACACGAUCCUUGGCAACCGAAUAGCAAAAGCAUAAUUUUGAUAGAAUACAGUAUAUCAUUUUGGGGGAAAGUGUAUUAUUGCACUAUGUUUUAUUGUUGACUAAAGAGCCUUUGGGGUCUCUGUGCCUCUGUACUCUUUGCAGACAAUUGAGUGUUGCAGAUGCUAAUAUGGUUUAGUCUAAAAAGUGUCCCUUGCAAUGUAUUUUUCAGAUGCAUAGUAGUGUCACCUGAAACUAUCAAUGUUGAGAAGGGAAAUUCUUUUCUUUGUUUGCCUUAUGACAUGUCUUUACUUGUUGCACUUUCCCGUUCUCCUGCCCUAUUUUAAUCUUUCUUUUCAAGAACAUUAAUUUAUUCUGUAAGUAGUUUUCAACAGGUGUGUGUGUUUAAUUAUACCUCUUAUGGCUUGUGUGUGAAAUCUCUGUGAUUAUCUCUUUUCAUGUUGAGAUGAUGAUGCCGUUUUGGUGGGGUGAACAAAAGGAAUAGUGCUUCAAAAGAAGAUCAGAACUGUUUUAUGUAUCUUAUCUUAGAUUUGUGGGGCUUGUUUCACUGAGUUGAGACUUGGACAUUUUAUGUGGAAUUCUUCCUUGUUUGGAGAACUUGUCCCAAACCUUGCUCCUUUGCAGUUACAUUCCAUGUCACUGGACCUUGCAGAGGACUUGUUCACACAACCACCUGCACCUGUGCAGUGCCAGUCAGCUGUGUGUCAAAUUCAACCCAGAUCAGCUCUAGGCAUGCCAUGGCACAUGCUUCCAAAGCUACAUUUUCAGAGGUGUGCUGAAAACCGAUGCACUCUGGGUUCAACACUGGGUUCAACAUUAACAGAUGCAUUUAUGUCCAGUAGUCAACACUGUCUGCAGCAGUGGAAUUCAGUAUGGGCAAUUUCUCCUGUAUGCAGAUAAGAGACCCUUGUUGCCCUGUAUCCAAGUAAAAAACACAAAGCCACAGCUCUUCCAUUCUCCUGCCCCUAUUCUUGAGAGGUCUCAGUGGAAACUGAGGAAGCCUAUCUCUGUCUUGUAGAACCAAAAUCACAACAGAGGGCAAGGGCCACAAAAUGAAGAUAAAUAUCAAUCACACUGUAAUUUCAUUGAUGUACGAAAGCUGGGGGAGCAAUUCAAUGAAAACAAAAACACCUUUGUGGGAACUGUGCUCACAUCUUCAAAAUACAAACCCUCAGGAUGCAACUCCCCCCCCGAACGUUUUAUUCCAAAAUGGUCUAUGGGGGGCUUAAAACUAAUGUUAUGACUUAAAAACAAAUGUGCAUUUAUUUCCUUUUGAAAUAUUGUAAUUGUACUGAGAUGUGUUAUGGUCUUCUAUUUUCAUAGUAAAAGUCUUUCCUUUUGA